AUGCCGAGCCCCCGGAGGAACGCGGACGGACGCCCGCUGGCCGCCUCGGCAUCGAGCAGCAGCAGCCCCGGCAGCCCGGCCCACGGCGGCGGCGGCAGGUUCGAGUUCCAGUCGCUGCUCAGCAGCCGCGCGCCGGGCGCGGACCCCACCUGCGCCCGGCUCCGCGCGUCCGACAGCCCGGUGCACCGCCGCGGCUCCUUCCCCUUGGCCGGGGCGGGCCCCUCGCAGGCAGCCCCGGCCCCGCUGCCCGAGGAAGACCGCAUGGACCUGAACCCGUCCUUCUUAGGCAUCGCCCUGCGCUCCCUGCUAGCAAUCGACCUGUGGCUGUCCAAGAAGCUGGGGGUGUGCGCCGGGGAGAGCUCGUCCUGGGGUAGCAUGCGGCCCCUUAUGAAGCUGCUGGAGAUCUCGGGACACGGCAUCCCUUGGCUCCUGGGGACCCUCUACUGCCUGGCCAGGAGCGACAGCUGGGCCGGGCGCGAGGUGCUCAUGAACCUGCUCUUCGCCCUUCUCUUGGACCUGCUGCUGGUGGCCCUGAUCAAGGGGCUGGUGCGCAGGCGCCGCCCGGCUCACAACCAGAUGGACAUGUUUGUCACCCUCUCAGUGGACAAGUACUCCUUCCCCUCGGGCCAUGCCACCAGGGCCGCCCUGGUGUCGCGGUUCAUCCUGAACCACUUGGUGCUGGCCAUUCCGCUGAGGGUGCUUGUGGUCCUAUGGGCUUUCAUCGUGGGCUUCUCCAGAGUCAUGCUGGGGCGGCACAAUGUCACUGAUGUGGCUUUUGGCUUUUUUCUGGGCUACACGCAGUACAGCAUCGUGGACUAUUGCUGGCUUUCGCCCCACAAUGUCCCGGUCCUCUUUGUACUUUGGAACCAACAAUGACACCAUCUCAUUCAUUAUGGCACCCGGAGUUCUGAAGGUUUCCUCAUGCGAUGAAGCCAGCGUAAGCCAGAGGCAAUCCCGCUUGUCCCUUUAAGGACAUUUCAAGCUUCGUUUGGGAUUUCAGGUGUCAUUCCGUCUUGAUGGGUUGCUAGGCUGGAGAACAUGCUGGCCAUUAUGACCACAGCCAUAUUACAGAAAGCAAAAAAAAAAAAAAAA
Molecule: messenger RNA, 1092 nt
Organism: Enhydra lutris kenyoni (northern sea otter)
Lineage: Eukaryota; Metazoa; Chordata; Mammalia; Carnivora; Mustelidae
Gene: PLPP6
Product: phospholipid phosphatase 6
Exons: 1
Coding region: 1-876 (291 amino acids)
Molecular function (GO): sphingosine-1-phosphate phosphatase activity
Source: RefSeq, a predicted model, not a curated record